CCCCCCCCCCAGCCCAUGGGGCCCUGGGCCAUCUGGCUCCUGCUUCCUGCUGCUGCCAACGCAGCCCUCCCAGCCGUCCUUCCUUCCCCUGCCAGUCUGCUGUCCAUCCACCCCAGCCCCCUGCAGUGCUCCCCGGGCCCUGUCCGUACCCCCUCCUCUGACAGGCUGAUGGCCCCGGAGAGGGUGCUGCUGCCUUGUGCGUCACCAGGGGCAGCACGGGGCGGCUGGCAUACAGGUCAGGGGCUGUGGCCGUGCCGUCAGGGCUCCCCGCUGCUCGCCGUGCCUGGCGGUGUAACGCUGGGCAAUGCUACUGUAGAAAAGCUGGAGGACUUCAUCAACAACAUUAACAGUGUCUUGGAGUCUUUGUACAUCGAGAUAAAGAAAGGCGUCACGGAAGAUGACGGGAGACCCAUUUACGCGCUGGUGAAUCUUGCAACAACUUCAAUUUCUAAAAUGGCUUCAGAUUUUGCAGAGAAUGAGCUGGAUCUGUUUAGAAAGGCUUUGGAACUGAUUAUUGACUCAGAAACUGGCUUUGCAUCUUCCACAAAUAUUUUGAACCUGGUUGAUCAGCUUAAAGGCAAGAAGAUGAGGAAGAAGGAAGCCGAGCAUGUGCUGCAGAAGUUCGUACAAAACAAAUGGCUGAUUGAGAAGGAAGGGGAGUUCACGCUGCACGGCCGGGCCAUCCUGGAGAUGGAGCAGUACAUCCGGGAGACGUACCCCGAUGCUGUGAAGGUCUGCACCAUCUGCCACAGCCUCCUCAUCCAGGGUCAAAGCUGCGAGACCUGUGGAAUCAGGAUGCACUUGCCUUGUGUGGCCAAGUACUUCCAGUCCAACUCGGAGCCGCGCUGUCCCCAUUGCAACGACUACUGGCCCCACGAGAUACCAGAAGUCUUUGACCCCGAGAAGGAGAGGGAGGCCGGCAUCUCCAAAUCGAACAAAAGGUCCUCGCGAUCCAGGCAGCACUAGCCGGCCGCCGCCUUCAGGGGAGUGCCCGGCGUGCCCCGUUUGGAAGAGAGGCAUCAGUUUCGUGUUUCACGUGAAUCACCUCUAUCUUUUACGUUCACUUCUGAACAGGUUUGGAAUAAACUUGCUAAGCAGCCA
Messenger RNA from Balaenoptera musculus (blue whale), 1101 nucleotides. RefSeq names its product NSE1 homolog, SMC5-SMC6 complex component (gene NSMCE1). Gene Ontology annotation, molecular function: ubiquitin-protein transferase activity. Gene Ontology annotation, biological process: double-strand break repair via homologous recombination; DNA damage tolerance. The record is from RefSeq and is a predicted model, not a curated record. Bases 16 to 966 code for a protein of 316 amino acids. Gene Ontology annotation, cellular component: Smc5-Smc6 complex; nucleus. The transcript is spliced from 7 exons. Lineage: Eukaryota; Metazoa; Chordata; Mammalia; Artiodactyla; Balaenopteridae.